Molecule: messenger RNA, 3281 nt
Organism: Cicer arietinum (chickpea)
Lineage: Eukaryota; Viridiplantae; Streptophyta; Magnoliopsida; Fabales; Fabaceae
Product: probable cellulose synthase A catalytic subunit 3 [UDP-forming]
Biological process (GO): cellulose biosynthetic process
Cellular component (GO): membrane
Molecular function (GO): cellulose synthase (UDP-forming) activity
Source: RefSeq, a predicted model, not a curated record
AUGGAAACCAAUUUGGGGUUAGUUGCUGGCUCUCACAAUAACAAUGAAUUCAUUAUCAUACGUCAAGAUGGUGACUUUGCUAGGAAAGAGUUGCAAGAGUUAGAUGGUAAAACAUGCCAACUAUGUGAAGAAGAGAUAAAGGUUAAUGAAGAAGGUGACCCCUUUGUGGCUUGCAAUGAGUGUGCUUUUCCAGUUUGUAGAAAUUGUUAUGAGUAUGAACGUAGAGAGGGAAACAAAGUAUGUCCUCAAUGCAAAACAAGAUUUAAGCGUCUCAAAGGGUGUGCUAGAGUUGAAGGGGAUGAAGAGGAGGAUGGAAUUGAUGACAUGGAGAAUGAAUUUGAUUUUGAUGAAAGAAAUAUUGAUGAACAAGAAAUGCAAAUCAUCUUGGAUCAUGAGGGUGAGGAAGUAUCUGAAGAGCAUCAUGCUAUAGUUCCUUUAAAUUCAACCAUGAAAAAAGAGAUAACUUUAUUGCAAGCAAGACCAAUGGAUCCUUCCAAGGACUUAGCUUCUUAUGGCUAUGGAAGUGUUGCAUGGAAGGAGAGGAUGGAGAUAUGGAAGCAAAGACAAGACAAACUUGGUAAUAUGAGAAAAGAAAAUAAUUAUGAUAAGGCUAUGGUUGAUGAUAAUGAAUUUCCUUUAAUGGAUGAAUCAAGGCAACCAUUGUCAAGGAAGUUAGCAAUUCCAUCAAGUAAAAUAAAUCCUUACCGUUUGAUCAUAAUAUUGAGAGUAGUUGUUAUUGGUUUCUUCUUUCACUAUAGAAUAAUGCAUCCAGUUGAGAAUGCUUAUGCUUUGUGGGUUGUGUCACUAAUUUGUGAGAUUUGGUUCACUCUUUCAUGGAUUCUUCAUCAAUUCUCAAUGUGGUUUCCUGUCACUAGACAAACCUAUCUAGACAGACUUUCCUUAAGGUAUGAAAAAGAAGGUGAACAAUCACAACUUUGUCCAAUUGAUAUAUUUGUGACAACAAUGGAUCCAUUAAAAGAGUCUCCUCUAGUGACAGCAAACACAGUUCUCUCAAUUCUAGCUAUAGAUUACCCUGUUGAAAAGGUUUCAUGUUAUGUUUCUGAUGAUGGAGCUGCAAUGUUAACAUUUGAAGCUUUAUCUGAAACUUAUGAAUUUGCAAGAAAAUGGGUUCCUUUUUGUAAGAAAUUCAACAUUGAGCCUAGAGCUCCAGAAUGCUAUUUUGCUGAGAAAAUUAAUUAUUUAAAUGAUAAAGUUCAUUCAUCAUUUGUGAAAGAGAGAAGAGCAAUGAAGAGAGAAUAUGAAGAAUUUAGAGUUAGAAUGAAUUGUCUAGUUGCAAAGGCUAAGAAGGUUCCAGAAGAAGGGUGGACAAUGCAAGAUGGAACACCAUGGCCAGGAAAUAAUAUUAGUGAUCAUCCAGGAAUGAUACAGGUAUUUUUAGGAGAAAAUGAAGGAUAUGACAUGAAUGGAAAUGAAUUACCAAGGUUGGUAUAUGUUUCUAGAGAAAAAAGGCCUAACUUCAAUCACCAAAGAAAAGCAGGAGCUCUAAAUGCAUUGGUUAGAGCCUCUGCAGUGCUUUCCAAUGCACCUUUUGUGUUGAACUUAGACUAUAAUCAUUGCAUCAACAAUAGCAAGGCUAUAAGAGAGGCUAUGUGUUUCAUGAUGGAUCCAUUAUUAGGAAAAAGGGUUUGCUAUGUUCAAUUCUCUCAAAGAUUUGAUGCUAUUCACAGUAAUGACCAAUAUGCCAAUCAAACAAAUUCAUUUGUUGAUAUAAACAUGAAAGGUUUGGAUGGUAUCCAAGGACCUACAUAUGUUGGAACAGGAUGUGUAUUUAGAAGACAAGCACUUUAUGGUUUUGAUGCUCCAAGGAAAAAGAAGUCACCAAACAAGACAUGUAAUUGUUGGCUAAAGUGUUGUUGUGGAUUGUGUUGCAUGGGAAAAAGGAAGAAGAAGAAGUUGAAGAAAUCUAAGAUUGAGAUAAUGGAAGGUAGUCAUAGAAAAAAAGAAGUACAUUCUCAAUCAUCUAUUGAUGGGAGUAUUAAAGGAAAUGAAGAUGUGUUGGUUUCAAUCUCAAGUCAGAAGUUUGUCAAGAAAUUUGGACAAUCUCCUAUUUUCAUUGCAUCUACUCAAUUGUUGGAUGGUGAGACACUAAAGAAUGGUAGUCUUGCUUCUCAACUUACAGAAGCCAUACAUGUCAUUAGUUGUGGCUAUGAAGAGAAAACAGAAUGGGGAAAAGAGGUUGGAUGGAUCUAUGGUUCAGUUACAGAAGAUAUAUUAACAGGUUUCAAAAUGCAUUGUCAUGGAUGGAGAUCAAUAUAUUGUAUACCUAAAAGAAAUGCAUUUAAAGUAUCUUCCCCAACAAACCUUUGUAAUGGGCUACAACAAGUGUUUAAAUGGGCCCUUGGAUCCAUUGACAUAUUAAUGAGUAAACAUUGUCCUAUUUGGUAUGGAUAUAAAGGAGGAUUAAAGUGGUUAGAGAGAAUUUCUUACAUAAAUGCUAUUGUUUAUCCAUUGACAUCAAUACCUUUGGUGGCUUAUUGUACCCUUCCUGCUGUUUGCUUGCUUACUGGAAAAUUUAUCAUUCCUGAGCUCAAUAAUACAGCUGGCAUGUGGUUUAUUUCUCUUUUCAUUUGCAUUUUCUCAACAAGUGUACUAGAAAUGAGGUGGAGUGGAGUUACAAUUGAUGAAUGGUGGAGAAAUGAGCAAUUUUGGAUAAUUGGGGGUGUAUCAGCAAAUUUAUUUGCUGUAUUUGUUGGGCUAUUCAAACUUAUAACGGGUGUAAAUAGCAACUUCAUAGUAACAUCAAAAUCAAGAGAAGAUGAAGAGAAGGAACAUAAUGAGAUGUUUGGUUUGAAAUGGACAACAUUACUAAUCAUACCAACAACAUUACUUAUAUUAAACAUAAUUGCUAUGGUUGCUGGAGUGUCACAUGCAAUUAACAAUGGUUUUGUGUCAUGGGGCCCUUUAUUUGGGAAACUAAUUUUUUCCUUUUGGGUGAUUCUUCAUUUGUAUCCAUUCCUUAAAGGUAUGUUAGGUAGGAAUAAUAGGACUCCUACCAUUGUUCUUGUUUGGUCAAUCUUGCUUGCAUCAUUGUUCUCUGUUUUGUGGGUGAAAAUUGAUCCAUUUUUGCCUAAAACAAAUGGCCCAAUUUUAGAAGAAUGUGGAUUGGAUUGCAAUUAGAUACUAAAUUUGGUUAUUAUAUAGUAGAAGUGAUAGAAAAAAAUAUUUUUUGUUUGGUUGUGGGUUGCAAGGAAGAUUGUAUUAUUUAUUUGUAAUGGUUGAUUUACUUGAUUGGAAGAGUUCAAUUUUGGAUUUGCAUGACA